Messenger RNA from Trichoplax adhaerens, 1212 nucleotides. RefSeq lists its product as uncharacterized. The record is from RefSeq and is a predicted model, not a curated record. The coding region runs from base 1 to 1212 and encodes 403 amino acids. NCBI's taxonomy places the organism in Eukaryota, Metazoa, Placozoa, Uniplacotomia, Trichoplacea, Trichoplacidae. Gene Ontology annotation, cellular component: cytosol; COP9 signalosome. The transcript is spliced from 10 exons.
AUGGCGAAUAUUCGUGCUUCGCUCAACGCUUUAGCCCGCAGCAAUGCAGCAUCUAGAGAUAUCCUUGAUCAGUACAAGAAAAUUCUCAAUACUAUAUUUCAAGGCAAUCCUGAGGAAUUAAUUGAUGGUACCAAGGCAUUCGUGGAAAGCUUGGUAGAUGAGCAUAUUGAUCUCGUAACUUCCCGUCAAAUGUUAGCGGAGCUUGCAGAAAAAUUAUCCUCGUUGCCUGAUGAAUCGACCAAGGAAAUUUGUCAUUUUAUUAUAUCUAAAGUUCAACCACGCGCUUUGUCCUUCGAAGAUCAGUUAAUAACCGUUAGGCGUAUCCUCUCCGGCAUGUACGAAAAAGAGCAAAAUUGGAACGAUGCUGCUAAUGUAUUAGCCGGUAUCCAGCUAGAAAGUGGCCAAAAGCAAUAUUCUACUGAUUUCAAGUUAGAAAUUUACCUAAAAAUUGCUCAGUUAUACCUAGAAAAUGAAGACGCUGUUCAAGCUGAGGCUUACAUUAACAGAGCUUCGGUAUUGCAGCUUCAGUCUAAGGAAACCAGAUUACGAAUAUUAUAUAAAGCUUGUUAUGCUCGCGUGUUAGAUUAUCGACGUAAAUUUAUUGAAGCUGCUCAUCGCUACAUUGAAUUAUCAUACUUCAACGACGUACAUGAAUCUGAAAGAAUGACAUCGCUAAAGUUGGCCAUGAACUGUACUAUACUAGCAUCUGCAGGUAGUCAACAAAGGUCACGAUUGCUGGCUACGCUAUUUAAAGAUGAAAGAUGCCAGCAUUUGCCAACUUUUGGUAUACUGGAGAAAAUGUACUUAGAUAGAAUUAUUCGAAAAUCUCAAUUACUGGAAUUUGAUGCAAUGUUAAUGUCCCAUCAAAAAGCGACCACCUCAGACGGAUCCAGUAUUCUAGACCGAGCUGUGAUUGAACAUAACUUGCUUUCGGCUAGUAAAUUAUAUAAAAAUAUUACAUUCCUAGAGCUUGGAAGACUAUUAGAAAUCUCUCCGGAAAAGGCAGAAAAAGUGGCAUCACGUAUGAUAGGGGAAAGAAGAAUGGAAGGCUCUAUCGACCAAAUCGAAGGUCUGGUCGCUUUUCAAACCCAAGAUGCGUUACCAACAUUCGAUCAAAAAAUCAAAGGUAUAUGUUCUCAUGCAAAUAGCAUUUUAGAAAAGAUAAGAACUGCUGAACCUGAUUGGGUAUCAUCUGUAUCAUCUACUGAAUAG